UUGUAAUGAGAAAACAAUUCAAAUCCGUCAAAACUGUUUAAAUUGUUAGUUAUCAUGUCGGAUUCCAGAAGAGGCAGUAAGGAUUCCGCCCCAAAUUCUCCAAAGCCUGCACAAUCGCCUAAACAGGAUGAAACUUUCCCCAAAAGUCCAAUAAGGUCUGAACCACAAAGCAUACGCCCCUCAAUAAGUUUAGAUGAAAAACCACAAGAGGAAAUAAAUCCGAUUCAAAGAAAUUCCAUUCCAAAAAGUAAUAAUGAAUCGGCAGCAGUUUCAGGUUCAACAUCACCAAAGGCAGAAGUGCAGAGUUCGUCAAAAAGUCCGACACCUAACAAAACUCCCACAGCUCCUACGUCCAAGCGAACAAGUGUCGAGCGGGUUUCCACUAGGCAGCGUCGUUUGGAAUAUUUUCGCAGUGGAAUCGAUGCGGACUGCGAAGUUCAUGUGCCUCAAAAUGCAGAUCUACAGCAGGGUGGAAAUGUUUGCUAUAAGAAAUUUCCAUGUCAUCGCAUCUUUUUAGCCACAGCCUCCGAGAAACUGGAACAAGACAUUUUAAAGAACAAACAGUGGAAUGGAGUGCUGCAGAUCAAUGGCGUUUCGCCGGAAAGUGUCGAAAUAUUCUUAGAAUAUAUUUACACCUUUGAGAUAUCAUCGUCGCAAGCUGAUCUGCGGAUCAUUGGGGAUAUAUACAUACUGUCCACUGCCUACGAUAUGCCAGAGUUGCUAAUCACUUUCUCCAAACAGCUCAAGAAUGUGGAUUGGCCGUUGGAUGAUAUAAUUCCCGCCUUCAAUUUGGCCUUCCAGCACAAUAUGCUCGAUCUGGAAAGUGCUUGCUUAGCCAAAAUAUUGGAACAAACAGCGCAGUUGAAAGGUCAUCAAAGCAUUAUGAAACUUCAAAUUUAUGCUUUCAAUUAUCUCGUCCAACACUGGAAGGUCACCGAGACGUUAGCAACAGGGGAGUUAAUUCAAUUACUGCAGAAAUAUCAGCGCGAAAAUGAUCUAAACUUUAAAAAUACCAAACAGUUUCCCCACUUUUCUAAGAUUUGCCAGUACUUUCCAGAUGUGCUCCUUGACGCUGAUGGCAUUAUUCAUAUAAAAUAAAAAGAAAUAACACUUUUCGAUUAAAACCAAUAAAAUUCACAAAGAAUUUGUUAAUUAA
This is a messenger RNA of Drosophila albomicans, 1156 nucleotides long. RefSeq lists its product as uncharacterized. The coding region runs from base 55 to 1098 and encodes 347 amino acids. The record is from RefSeq and is a predicted model, not a curated record. Gene Ontology annotation, biological process: regulation of proteolysis; proteasome-mediated ubiquitin-dependent protein catabolic process. Gene Ontology annotation, molecular function: ubiquitin protein ligase binding. The transcript has 3 exons. Lineage: Eukaryota; Metazoa; Arthropoda; Insecta; Diptera; Drosophilidae. Gene Ontology annotation, cellular component: cytoplasm.